AUGAACAAACACGAGUCCCGCGUCGUGCGGCGACCGGCUCCCGUGCACGAUUCUAUUAAAAAGAUUUUCUUAUUCAAAAACGUUAAGGAAUUGAAUCGGAAUGGAAAGGAACAGUAUCUGGUGAUUAAUAACGAGGACAGGCACAGAAGGUGUGUUUACUUCCAGGAGCGCCCUGUCGAACGGCACGCUGUGGCUGGGCGCGUUCUCGGCGGCGCAGUACCGCAGCGACGUGCACGCCGCGGUGUACCGCUGCCGCGCCGCCAGCACCGCCGGCACCAUACUGUCGCGGGACAUGCGGCUCGAGGCCGGUCAGUCGAUAGCACUUAA
Molecule: messenger RNA, 327 nt
Organism: Spodoptera exigua (beet armyworm)
Lineage: Eukaryota; Metazoa; Arthropoda; Insecta; Lepidoptera; Noctuidae
Source: the annotation of a GenBank genome assembly